GUGAUGGUGGCGAAGCAGACCCAACAGGUAAAUCACUUUAGCGACCAGCAAACCCGCAUCCAGCAGUACUUGCUGGUGGCGGAUCCGCCUGUUUGUUGUUUCGCAAUUAUGAAAAGCAAGUUUGGGGUGAUGCUUGUUGGUUGUGAGGACAAUGCAGCCUUCUUUGCAUUGUCAGCUAAGCAUGGCAUCAGCUAUGUGUGUUUAUUGACCAGGUGAUGCAGCGUUGGAGCCUGGUAUAUUCGCAGUAUAAAGUGGCAGCGGUUCGAUGCACUAAGACAAACAGCAUACCUAUGUAGAAUACGGCAAUGCAAGGGGAUACCACCAGCACUGGGGCAACAUGGCCGACAGUCGUGGCAGCGACCACUCUCGCAGCAGCAGCA
Molecule: messenger RNA, 380 nt
Organism: Linderina pennispora
Lineage: Eukaryota; Fungi; Kickxellomycota; Kickxellomycetes; Kickxellales; Kickxellaceae
Exons: 1
Coding region: 4-216 (70 amino acids)
Source: RefSeq, a predicted model, not a curated record